UCCUUUAUUUUGAGAAAGUGGAGGUGCGAUACUUGUGUGGGAGGCACUAAUUCAGCUACUGAUAUCGCUCCAGUUCUGCACUCGCUGCGCUCGAGUUCAGUCAGCACCGUCUUUCUACUCCAACUUUCAGCGUGAUCCAGACGCACUUGACUGACCGCAUCCGACGACAUGUUAUGAACUGAGAAAUAAUGGAUUAACAUGUUAAACUGAAAUAAAAGAUGCAUUCUUAUAUGUCUGACUCCGUGUAGCGCGGCGAUGCACAGCGGCAGGUGAUGUGGAUGCUGACGCGUCGGGGCUCAACUGGUCUCCAAGUGGCGCUUAGAAACUGUGGAAGAACUUUUGCACGAUUGGCUUUCAGUAGGAGUCAGAAUCAUGGAGUUGAGGGACUAUCCAAGAAGUCAUUAUGACAAUUUCAAUAUUUUUUCUAUUUAGGCAUUUUUUGUUUAUUAAGCACAGCUCUGCGAAUUAACAAAUUGGCUGUUUUAAAGUGCAAACCUAGUAUUGCUUAUUGAAUUACGUUUUAAAACUUUUCUAGGACAUUUAGUGACAACACUUGCCCUUAUCGAGUUAAUCCGGAUCCUGUUGGCUCGUAUGGGACUGAGGCACUCAUCGCGGUGCCUGCUCCUGCGGAGAAAGAUGGCGGAGACGGAGAGCUCGGAGCGCCAGCAGCAGCAUCAUCAGCAACAGCAGCAUAUUUCCAGUGCUCCCUCAUCCCAGUCCUUACAACCAUCUCCACUACCAAAGCCAGUCACAUCCGUUCAUCAUGUUCCUCACCCUCCACACACGCCGCACGUCUCCGCGCUUUCUGCCUGUCCGGGCCGAGGCAAGAUGGCCAAGCUACUCAACCCGGAAGAGAUGACAUCACGGGACUACUACUUUGACUCCUAUGCCCACUUUGGUAUUCAUGAGGAAAUGCUAAAGGAUGAGGUGAGGACACUGACCUAUAGGAACUCCAUGUACCACAAUAAACACAUCUUUAAGGACAAGAUAGUUUUAGAUGUGGGCAGCGGAACCGGAAUCCUCUCCAUGUUUGCUGCCAAGGCAGGAGCCAAACAUGUAUAUGGGAUUGAAUGUUCCAGUAUAUCAGAGUAUUCAGAGAAAAUCAUCAAAUCAAAUCACCUGGACAAUGUUAUUACCAUCAUUAAAGGGAAAGUGGAGGAGACUGAAUUGCCGGUGGAUCAGGUGGACAUCAUCAUUUCAGAGUGGAUGGGCUACUGUCUUUUCUACGAGUCUAUGCUCAAGACUGUCAUCUACGCCAGAGACAAAUGGCUGAAACCUGGAGGUUUCAUGUUUCCAGACAGAGCGACUUUGUAUGUGGUUGCCAUUGAGGAUCGACAAUACAAAGAUUUCAAAAUCCACUGGUGGGAGAAUGUCUAUGGUUUUGAUAUGACGUGCAUUCGGAACGUUGCUAUGAUGGAGCCCCUGGUGGACAUAGUAGAUCCUAAACAAGUCGUGACCAACUCCUGCCUCAUUAAGGAGGUGGAUAUCUACACGGUGAAGCCGGAGGAUCUGGCGUUCACCUCGGCCUUCUGCCUGCAGAUCCAGAGGAAUGACUAUGUUCACGCUCUCAUCACGUACUUCAAUAUUGAGUUCACCAAGUGUCACAAGAAGACAGGUUUUUCUACAGCCCCCGACGCUCCCAGCACUCACUGGAAGCAGACGGUAUUUUAUCUGGAGGAUUACUUAACGGUGCGGAGAGGAGAGGAAAUCCUGGGCAGCAUCACCGUGAAGCCCAACGAGAAUAACGAGCGUGACUUGGACUUCACCUUUGAGCUGGAUUUCAAAGGACAGCUCUGUGACGCAGCCAUCUCCCACGACUACAAGAUGCGGUAAAACUCAAGCGACAUCCUGAGUCAGGCCACCGUUUCCCAGGAAGAUUCGGCGAGGAGACGGAAUGUGCCUCUGCUCUGCCUCUGUCUGGAUCAGAGAGGCUGCUGAACUGCAGGACCCCUCUGUGAUGUCAUCAGAGCGAGUCCAGCACUAAAAGCAAUAGUGUCAUCACGUGUCACGUUCUUAAAUGCACAUAGAGGAUAGACUGUGAAAACAUCACUCUGAAUGUUACUGUUAAUGAGUCUGAGAAUGUCAAAGUUUGUGUUCAUUUAACCUUAUAAGAUAGGAAAGUUACUGAACGGCAUAUGCCAGUGUGAAAUUGUACAAUAGUGCCUCAUCGACCAAGGCUUCAGUUUGGAUUGUAUUUGAGCGCUUUUAUUGUGUUAUAUUUAUUGGGUUAGUGUUGAGUUGUUUAAUAUAGUGACCACUGCCGUGUUUUCUGCCUUUGCUUUAUUUUAAUUUAUUCAGGAUACACUCAAGAUUUCACUUCAAGAUUUUUCUAAAGAACCUCUAAGAGCAGCUACACUAUUUUAAAUCAUUCUCAUCAAAUGUACAAACUUUGUUAUUUUAGAAUAACAUAAUGUGACAGUUUUAACUUAAGAAGAUUUUUGGUUUCGUGUUCUCGUUCAAUUGUCAGGUCAUUGUCGCAUACAACCUGUCGGAGCCACCGAUGUUUGCUUCUUUGUGUAAAACAAGACGAGCAGAGCAGUUCAGAUGAAGACAACGAAUGAGGCAUGACAUGUUCAACACUGAAUCCAGCCUCAAUAAUAUAUCUGAAGAUUUUAGUGCGUAAUGUUGUUUUCGUUAACUGAACUGUCUCUGCAAACAGCAACUGAAAUGCUUCUUGUUCAAGCAGUGAGGUUUUACUGGCCAGUUUGAAAUCCAGGUUUCAUGAUGCUAGCAAGACUUCAGGUGGGUUGAAUGAGGCUAUUGAAAUGCUAAAUAAAUGGGAAGUAACAAACAA
This is a messenger RNA of Cyprinus carpio (common carp), 2794 nucleotides long. RefSeq names its product protein arginine N-methyltransferase 8-B. Gene Ontology annotation, cellular component: plasma membrane. Gene Ontology annotation, molecular function: protein-arginine N-methyltransferase activity. Lineage: Eukaryota; Metazoa; Chordata; Actinopteri; Cypriniformes; Cyprinidae. Gene Ontology annotation, biological process: peptidyl-arginine methylation. The record is from RefSeq and is a predicted model, not a curated record.